GAGAUGAUUCCCAGCAAGAAGAACGCUGUUCUUGUGGAUGGGGUUGUACUGAAUGGUCCCACAACAGAUGCAAGAGCAGGAGAAAAGUUUGUUGAAGAGGCCUGUAGGCUAAUCAUGGAAGAGGUGGUUUUGAAGGCUACAGAUGUCAGCGAGAAGGUUUGUGAGUGGCGGCCCCCUGAACAACUGAAACAACUUCUUGAUUUGGAGUUGAGGGACACGGGAGAGCCACACCACAGGCUGCUGGAGCUCUGCCAGGAUGUCAUACGCUACAGCGUCAAAACUAACCAUCCGCGAUUUUUCAACCAGUUGUAUGCUGGACUUGAUUAUUACUCCUUGGUGGCCCGAUUUAUGACAGAAGCAUUAAACCCAAGUGUUUAUACGUAUGAGGUGUCCCCAGUGUUUCUGUUAGUGGAAGAAGCGGUUCUGAAGAAAAUGAUUGAAUUUAUUGGCUGGAAAGAAGGGGAUGGAAUAUUUAACCCAGGUGGUUCAGUGUCCAAUAUGUACGCAAUGAAUUUAGCUAGAUACAAAUAUUGUCCUGAUAUUAAGGAAAAGGGGCUGUCUGGGUUGCCAAGAUUAAUCCUUUUCACAUCUGCCGAGUGUCAUUACUCUAUGAAGAAAGCAGCCUCCUUUCUUGGGAUUGGUACAGAGAAUGUUUGCUUUGUGGAAACAGAUGGAAGAGGUAAAAUGAUACCUGCGGAACUGGAGAAGCAAAUUUGGCAAGCCAGCAAAGAGGGAGCAGCUCCGUUUCUCGUCUGUGCCACGUCUGGUACAACUGUGUUGGGAGCCUUUGAUCCCCUGGAUGAAAUAGCAGACAUCUGUGAGAGGCAUGGCCUCUGGCUCCACGUGGACGCUUCUUGGGGUGGCUCGGCCUUGAUGUCCAGGAAGCACCGCCAGCUUCUGCACGGGAUCCACAGAGCUGACUCCGUGGCCUGGAACCCCCACAAGAUGCUGAUGGCUGGAAUUCAGUGCUGCGCUCUCCUCGUAAAAGACAAAUCUGAACUUCUUAAGAAAUGCUACUCUGCCAAGGCAUCUUACCUCUUCCAGCAGGAUAAAUUCUAUGAUGUCAGCUACGACACAGGAGACAAGUCCAUCCAAUGCAGCAGGAGACCAGAUGCAUUCAAGUUCUGGAUGACUUGGAAGGCCCUGGGCACAUUAGGCCUUGAAGAAAGAGUUAAUCGUGCACUCGCUUUAUCUAGGUACCUGGUAGAAGAAAUCAAGAAAAGAGAAGGAUUCAAAUUAUUGCUGGAACCUGAAUAUGCCAAUAUUUGCUUUUGGUACAUUCCACCGAGCCUUAGAGAGAUGGAAGAAGGACCUGAAUUCUGGGCAAAACUUAAUUUGGUGGCCCCAACCAUUAAGGAGCGGAUGAUGAAGAAAGGGAGCCUGAUGCUGGGCUACCAGCCCCACCGGGGGAAGGUCAACUUCUUCCGCCAGGUGGUGAUCAGCCCUCAAGUGAGCCGGGAGGACAUGGACUUCCUCCUGGAUGAGAUAGACCGACUGGGGAGAGACAUGUAGCUGUGGAUUUGGUUCCCCAGAGGCAUGGGUCCUGUCCUGGGGAGGCUUCCAGAUCCAGGGCAUCUGGGGACACAGCAGACACUGCAGCCCUUCUGGGGAGAAAUAGGAAAGACGCCCUGGCCUGGCGUGGCCAAACGGAAAUGCUAAGCAACUAGUGGGAAGGACUCUUUAGCUGCUUGGACACUACUGUCGCUGUAAAGGAGGAAGUGAAAAGGGGAUUUUCUCAAGACCUGUCUUUAGGACACAGCCUUGAAGAGAGUUUAGUAAGUACCACGUAGGGCCUGCGUUCUAAGCUUCCAUUGCUCUUUAAAGAACAUAUAAAUUAAUAGUUGACAACAGUGGCUCUCAAAAUGGUGGUCCCUAGACGAGCAGCAUCAACAUUGCCUGGGAACUCGUUAAAAAUACGGAUUCUCAGCCCCGCCCCGGACCUACCAUAUCAGACACUCUGGGUGCGCAACUCAACAUAUUUUAAAUGGCUUUCCAGAAGGUUCUGAGGCAAGGUAAAAAUCUGAGAACCAGUGGUUUAGAAACCUUCUAAAGACUGAAUAAUAACAACAAUAAUAAUUUUUCCAGCAAAGAGAUACCUAAUAUUUCAGCGACCUGAGCCAGUGUCUGAAGAUACGGCUGUGGCAUCUGUAGCACUAAUAUUUAGGGGUAUCAGAAGUACAUCAAAACUAUGUUUAAAGGGAGAGACUAUUAAAGAUGUUUACUUUAUAAAGAUAUAUCUUUUAUGCAGCUGAAUGUUUAUUCUCAAAAGCUAAAAUUGACCAUUAUCUAUUCUAAAUUACUUAAAUUAGAAGUAAGGAUAAAGACAAACGCUUUGUAGGAUGGCCCUUUCAA
This is a messenger RNA of Ailuropoda melanoleuca (giant panda), 2352 nucleotides long. It is a transcript of the gene GADL1, whose product is annotated as GAD like acidic amino acid decarboxylase 1. Gene Ontology annotation, cellular component: cytoplasm. Gene Ontology annotation, molecular function: carboxy-lyase activity; pyridoxal phosphate binding. Lineage: Eukaryota; Metazoa; Chordata; Mammalia; Carnivora; Ursidae. The coding region runs from base 4 to 1512 and encodes 502 amino acids. The transcript has 14 exons. The record is from RefSeq and is a predicted model, not a curated record. Gene Ontology annotation, biological process: carboxylic acid metabolic process.